Molecule: messenger RNA, 1141 nt
Organism: Tinamus guttatus (white-throated tinamou)
Lineage: Eukaryota; Metazoa; Chordata; Aves; Tinamiformes; Tinamidae
Source: RefSeq, a predicted model, not a curated record
GCGGGACAGUUCAAUGGCACCCAGAAAGAAGUUACAGGGUCUCGUAGCAGCUACGAUCACUCCGAUGACUCCUGAUGGACAAAUUAACCUCCUGGUGAUUCGUCAAUAUGUGGAUUAUUUGGUAAGCAAGCAGAAUGUGAAGAACAUUUUUGUGAAUGGCACAACAGGAGAAGGCCUGGCCCUCAGUGUCCAGGAGAGGAAGCAGCUGGCAGAAGAGUGGAUGCACCAAGGAAAAGACAAAUUGGAUCACGUGAUCAUUCAUGUGGGAGCGCUGAGUCUGCCGGAGUCCCAAGAGCUGGCAAGACAUGCAGCUGCCAUAGGUGCAAGUGGUAUUGCCGUAAUAGCCCCUUUCUUCUUCAAACCCACAAACAAAGAUGAGCUGAUUGCUUUCUUACGGGAAGUCGCAGCCGAAGCCCCUGCUGUUCCAUUUUACUACUAUCAUAUUCCCCCUCUGACAGGUGUAAAGAUUCAUGUUGAAGAGUUGCUGGAUGGGAUAAAAGAGCAGAUCCCAACCUUCCAGGGUGUGAAGUUCAGCGACACGGACCUCUUGGACCUUGCACAGUGUAUAAACAAGAACAGCAGAGAAGAGUUUGUUUUUCUUUAUGGGGUGGAUGAGCAACUGCUGAGUGCACUGGCAAUAGGGGCAGAUGGAGCAGUUGGAAGUACAUACAACUACUUGGGCCAGAAGAACAACAUGAUGUUGCAAGCUUUUGCACGGCAUGACCUUUCAUUAGCACGGAAGUAUCAGUUUCUCACUGGUGAAUUUCUUAACUUUGUCAUCAAACUAGGUUUCGGUGUUGCUCAGACUAAAGCGGUAAUGACUUUUGUUUCUGGCAUUCCUAUGGGACCGCCACGUUUUCCACUUGCUAAGGCCUCGGAGGAGUUCAUCGCCAAGGCCAAAGCCAAGCUGAACAGCAUUGUCUGGCCUACCGACUGAUUUCACUUCCAUGGGGAUUUUCCCCAUGGACAGUGAAUCCCUUUUCUGGGUCUCACUACCAGCUGGCACACUCCCCAUGUGACAGGCUGGUUUAGCUGUGACACUCUUCAGGGAAUUUGCAGGGUGCCUGAGUCCCUUCCUGUUAGGGCUGAUCUUGUUGGCACGCAUCUAGCUGUCUUUUCAUUUAACCUUAUACAUCUCCCU